This is a messenger RNA of Cryptomeria japonica (Japanese cedar), 1723 nucleotides long. Its product is annotated as protein NUCLEAR FUSION DEFECTIVE 4. Gene Ontology annotation, cellular component: membrane. The transcript has 2 exons. The coding region runs from base 100 to 1641 and encodes 513 amino acids. The record is from RefSeq and is a predicted model, not a curated record. Lineage: Eukaryota; Viridiplantae; Streptophyta; Pinopsida; Cupressales; Cupressaceae.
UAUAAUCCCCAUUGUUCUUUUUAUUGAACAAAGCAUAUAGAAGCUACCAAUAGGUAACAGAAAAGGAUUGUCCUCUGAGUUUCCAAGAACAGGGCUUUAAUGGGGUAUGAAUCUGUUCAAAACAGAUGGAUGGUUUUGGUAGCCUGCAUGUGGAUUGAAUGUUGUGCAGGAGCAUCAUAUGGCUUUAGCAUAUAUUCUCAGGCCAUAAAGACCCGAUUUGGCUAUAACCAACAGCAAUUGGACACCAUCUCUGUUUACAGCAGCUUAGCAAUUUUUGGGGGCAUACUCUGUGGGCUGUUAAACCAGUGCCUCCCUGCUUGGAUUGUUCUGUUCAUUGGGGCUCUGCACAAUUUGGCAGGCAAUAUAGUCUUAUGGCUGUUUGUAUCUGGGAGACUAGCAGUUCCUCCAUUGUGGGAGCUGGGUUUGUUCACCUUUAUUGCCAUUAAUGGCUGCUUAUACUUCAACACAGUCUCAAUGGUGACCUCUGUAAGCAAUUUUCCAGAUAACAGAGGACUAGUGGUGGGUCUGAUAAAGGGAUGUUUUGGUCUAAGUAGCGCCAUUCUGUCAACAGUAUGGAAGGUAUUUUUUCCAGAUUCAGAUGGUUCUUCCUAUUUGUUAGUGGCCGCCAUCGUCCCAUCUGCAGUCACCUUUCUGCUCAUGCCAAUUGUGAGGAAAUAUGAACCAGAUGAAUGUAGAAAUGGGUCUUCAAGAACUAUGCAAAACCUGGCUUUGGCGUCUGUACCCAUGGUGUUUUUAGCACUGUUUUUCAUGGCUGCCCCUUUCUGGGAUGAACACUCUUUGCAGGUAAAUCAAGUGAAAUUUGUUGUUACACUUGUCAUUCUAGCAAUCCCCUUGUACGUGGCAUGGAAAGCUAGCACUAAUGAUAGAACAUCAAUUGUAAACAAGAUACUUUUGGAGCCACUAAGUACUCAAGAAGAUUCAAGUAAUUUUGAAAAAUAUUGCAUUAUUGAGUAUGGUAAUAGCUCCCUGUGGAGAACAAUUUGCAACAUCGAUUUUUUCCUAGUCUUGUUUUCUUCUUCAGUUGCUAUAGCAUCAGGUGAAGUGACAAUUGGCAACAUGAGCCAGCUUCAAACCUCUCUUGGAUAUGCACAACAAGACAUCACUAUCUUUGUCACUUUGAUAUCAGCAAGUCAAUUUUUAGGUCGUUUUGGGAGUGGAGCUUUAUCUGAUUAUUUUCUCUCCAAAUUUGGAGUAGCAAGGCCAAUAUUACUUACACUAGCUCAGUUCAUUUUGUGUUGUGGCUAUUUUCUUAUAAUAAUAGCAGGCGCUUUUCCUCAAGCUCUAUACUUAGGUUCCAUUUUUAUAGGAUUUUCUUUUGGAACAAUAUGGUGUUUAAGUUCCAUUAUCAUAUCUGAUUUAUUUGGGCUACACUAUUUUGGGACAUUAUAUAAUGUCAUGAUGGUGGGGCAUCCAAUUGUAUUGUAUAUUCUAUCUGUGUGGGUUGCCGGCUAUCUCUAUGAUAUAGAGGCAGCUAAGCAAGGAGGAGGGAAUUGCAAGGGUAGCACAUGUUUUAGUCUUACCUUCAUCAUUUUGGCUAGUAUUGCUGUGUUUGCAACAUUAGCAUCAUCCAUUCUAUGGUGGAGAACAAGACAUAUUUAUAGGAAAAAAAUCAGUGAAUAAAUAGGUCUUGUUAGCAUAGUGGUAAUAUAAACACAAGUAUAAGGUUGAAUACCUCAAUUCUAUAUAUAUCUUGCUUUGGGAU